Messenger RNA from Podarcis muralis (Common wall lizard), 3157 nucleotides. It is a transcript of the gene NKX6-2, whose product is annotated as NK6 homeobox 2. The record is from RefSeq and is a predicted model, not a curated record. Lineage: Eukaryota; Metazoa; Chordata; Lepidosauria; Squamata; Lacertidae. Gene Ontology annotation, biological process: regulation of transcription by RNA polymerase II; cell differentiation. Gene Ontology annotation, molecular function: RNA polymerase II cis-regulatory region sequence-specific DNA binding; DNA-binding transcription factor activity, RNA polymerase II-specific. Gene Ontology annotation, cellular component: nucleus.
UUGUCCCGACUCCGGGACUCCAAGCGCUCGAGUCCAUUUCACCGGGAGGGAUAACUCCUCGCUAUGGGAAGAACGAAAUAAAAAAGCAUUUAUUUGAUUUUUUUGGAAGGGGGGGGAGAAGAAAAAAAAGAGGAAAAUAUAAAUAUAUACAUAUAUAUACUCCAGCACCAAUUCCCGAUCUUCGAGAGGACUUCCAAAUUUGGGAGAAUUCCCCCCACCCCAAAAAAAGUUAUUUCCUAAAAUUAAAAGCUUGCAAAGAAGAAAACUGAGCCGCCGAGAUUGGCGUUGUCGUGGCUGGUUUUCCCACCGAGGCUUUGCGGCCGACCCGCCUUCCGUCUCCCUCCCCUUCUCGGCCGGAGAACUUCCCGCCGGGAGUUGCUGCGGCUGAAGCCGCCCUCCAGCGAAGGACCCGCGGCCGCCGAGCGCUCCCGCCGGCGCUUAGGAGAACCGGAGCAAAACUUUGCAGCGGCCUUGCGAGCGCAUUCCCGCCAAAAACAGGAACGGAGGAGGAGGAGAAGGCGAAGUCUGGUUUCUGUGGCUCCCUGGGAGUCGGCGAGCCGGCGGCGGCGGACUCCUGCCCGGCCCUCGGGGCCGCCUUCCCCGCUCCCGCUCGGCCUCGCCCGCCCCUUGAUGCCCGCCAAUGUUAGCCGUGGGGCAGAUGGAGGCUAACCGCCCGCCGGGCGCCUUCGUGCUGAGCAGCGCCCCGCUGGCGGCGCUGCACAACAUGGCCGAGAUGAAGACGUCGCUCUUCCCCUACGCCCUGCAGAGCCCGGCCGGCUUCAAGGCGCCCUCGCUGGGCGGACUCAACGCGCAGAUUCCGCUGGGGACCCCGCACGGCAUCAGCGACAUCCUGGGCAGGCCCGUGGCCGCCGCCGCCAGCAGCCUCCUCACGGGCCUGCCUCGCCUCAACGGGCUGGCCGGGGCCGCCGCGGCCGGGAUGUACUUCAACCCGGCGGCCGUGUCCCGCUACCCGAAGCCCCUGGCCGAGCUGCCCGGCAGGCCGCCCAUCUUCUGGCCCGGAGUCAUGCAGGGGGCGCCCUGGAGGGACCCCCGGCUCGCCUGUCCCGCCCAGGCUGGGAUGGUUUUGGACAAGGACGGCAAGAAGAAACACUCGCGGCCGACUUUCUCAGGGCAGCAAAUCUUCGCUUUGGAGAAAACCUUCGAGCAAACCAAGUACUUGGCAGGACCCGAGAGAGCCCGCCUCGCUUACUCGCUGGGAAUGACGGAGAGUCAAGUCAAGGUGUGGUUCCAGAACCGGAGGACGAAGUGGCGGAAGCGGCAUGCGGCCGAGAUGGCGUCGGCCAAGAAGAAGCACGACUCGGAGACGGAGAAGCUGAAGGAGAGCUCGGAGAACGAGGACGACGACGAGUACAACAAGCCUCUCGACCCCAACUCGGACGACGAGAAGAUCACGCGGCUCCUCAAGAAGCACAAGGCGGCCGCUGCAGCCGCCGCCGCGGUGUCGUCGGGCCCGCUGGCCCUGCUCAGCCCCUGCAGCAACUCCUCGGAGCCGUCGUGACUGCGGCCGUGCCUUGCCUCGCCCUCGCCCGCCCCGCCGCCCCCUCUCGCCUGCCCGACCCUCCCGUUCUCUCCGGCCAAGCAGGGUAGCCGCCGACGCCGCCAGCCCCAGCCAGCCUCGGGACUGGCCGCCGCGACGUCUUGUACAGCCCGCCACGUAUGGGGGGGAAUAGCGUGUGUGUAUAUAUAUUUCGGACAGAAUUAAGUUAUGGGAACCAAGGAGCAGCGCCCCUUUGCUCUCCGACGGGGCGCACUCGCCAAACGCACAGCCGCGUCGCUCGCACAGGAAGGAAGGAAACCAAACACACACACACAAAAACCGCAAGAAAAGCUUUCCAACUUUUAUGGGUAACUCGACCCUGGUUUAUUUUCCAUUUCCGACCCAGCCAGUCCCCCCACCCCCCUCUUUUACCCCCAUUCAACAUUUGGAAACAAAACAGCCGCCAUGAUGCCCAACCGACCCCUAUUCCGAUUAGCGUAAAAAUGGAAACUGCUGAGAGCAAAUGGACUUUGGGGAAGGGGCAGCCAAAUCAUCUGACCUUAAAAGCAGGCGCCCCUGGAAAAUGUAGCUCCAUCCAAAUAGAAAAAGACUUUGCUGCUCAGUUCAGCUGCGACCCUCAGCCUGCUUACUAGGAGGUAAGUCCCAUUGAACUCAGUAGGGCUUACUUUUGAGUAAACGUUGUUAUGCGGAGCGAUUCUCUUCAACGGCAAGCCUAAGCGCACACAUACUAGGGAGGAAGCCCCAUUGAACUCAAUAGGACUUUACUCCUCAGGAUCCUGCUGUAAAGGUAGCAUGCAAUUUUAUGCAAACUGACUCUGGAGUAAGGGCCCCUGAAUAGGAGCUAGUUCUGAGCAACUUGUAUGGGAUUGCACUGUUAUUUUGGAGUUAAUGUGUUUAGGAUUGUGCUGCUAAAGUGCUUAGGAUUGGGUUAUCUCCUGAUGCAGCUUUCUUGACAGUCAUCCCCCCGGGGGCUUACUUCUGAGUAAAAAUGGCUAAGAUUGGGUGGAGCUGUGCAUGAAGAACAGGCAUAUUUCCUUUAAAGUAGGUUCCAUUGAGUUGAGUGGGAUUCAUUCUGUAGUAACCAUGCUUAGGGUGGCAGCCUUAGUUUUCAAUGGAGCUUAGUUCCUAGUCACAUCCCUAUCCUACGCACACUUGGAAAUGCAGUUUCAUUUUAAAUCAGAGGAACUGACUGGGAAAUAAAUGAGCUUCUGAUGGGGUGGAAUUAUUUGUACUCAGGACGGCUGCCUUUUUGUUGUUGUUAAUACUUGCCACCCACAGCAACCCCCUUCUCCCCCUUCUGUGGUAGCUCUCCUGCUCCUAACAAUCAAGAUUUUGUUACUGUUUUGUAUAUGGGUCCCCGAUUCCAACUCAGCCGCUUUGUAUAUAGGAAAUUGCAGAUUUUUUUGUGAUGUAUAUUUCUAGUGUAAAAAAAAAAAAGCGGUUUUCUCGCCUCUUUUGUUUUGGGGUUUGGAUGCUUUCGUUUAUCUUCCCUUUCCUUUGAAUUUCUUUUUUUCUUUUCUAAAGAGAAUAAGGGAGAAAGAACUGCAUUACUUGAUUUUCGGUUGGCUCCAAACUCUUACAGUUGGAAAGACUUUGUAUAAAUCAAUAAAUUAUUUAACAAGCUUCUCCUCUGGACAA